Gossypium raimondii (Peruvian cotton) is the source of this 333-nucleotide messenger RNA. RefSeq lists its product as uncharacterized. Lineage: Eukaryota; Viridiplantae; Streptophyta; Magnoliopsida; Malvales; Malvaceae. The transcript has a single exon. Bases 1 to 333 code for a protein of 110 amino acids. The record is from RefSeq and is a predicted model, not a curated record.
AUGCCGGUUCCAUCACCGGUUUAUACCGGUCCUAAACCUCUACCCUCCUCUAAUUGUUCGAACCAGCUUUUAGCUGGUUACAUGGCGCAUGAGUUCUUGACGAGAGGUACGUUGUUGGGUCAAAAAUUCGACCCGGCUCGAUCAGAGGCUGUUCCGGUAAUCGGCUCACUGGCUGGACCGAGAAAACCGGUUGUUAAGCUGGAAACUGAACCGAGGAAUCUUAAGAAAGAGAGCCAAAGCUAUGCUGACGUGGCGAGAAUUUUGAAGGACGAUGGGACCCACAUUCCGGGAAUCGUUAACCCUACUCAACUUUCAAGGUGGAUCAAGAUGUGA